Messenger RNA from Hippoglossus stenolepis (Pacific halibut), 3007 nucleotides. RefSeq names its product transmembrane protein 267 (gene tmem267). The transcript is spliced from 3 exons. Bases 139 to 882 code for a protein of 247 amino acids. Lineage: Eukaryota; Metazoa; Chordata; Actinopteri; Pleuronectiformes; Pleuronectidae. The record is from RefSeq and is a predicted model, not a curated record.
GGCAGCAAAGCCUUCACCCGCUAACCCGACCACAAAACACCAGAGAAGAAGUGUGGGCGACAGCGGAUGCAGGGAGAUGUGUCUACCUGAAUCUUUUUGACCGUCAGUGGCGAUUGGCCCCCACAGCCGUCCGUCAACAUGCAAGGAUUCUACUCCAAGCUUGACUCCUCCCCCUCCUCGUCACCGCUGUUGGGUCUGGGCCUCAGGGGCGAAGGGGCUCCUGUACCCCUCAGCCUGGCUGUGGAGACAGAGAAAGCUCAGGCCCUCCUACAGACUUUCAGCUCCGCCUCCCUGCUGGCAUCUGCGGGACUCGGGAUGUUCUGCGUGGUGGCCGACCACGCCCUCCAAAUGUCGGUCAUCCAGAACCACCUGUGGCUGCGCGCCGCCCUGGACAACGCCACACACGGAUUAGUGGGGCUGUGGUCGUGGGCGGUUGUUAUUGGACUGAGGAAAAAGAGCGAUCUGUACGAGGUGCUCCUGGCUGGUCUGCUGGCGUCGAUCAUAGACCUGGACCACUUCUACAUGGCUGGAUCCCUGUCACUCAAGGCUGCCGUGUCUCUCCCUCAGCGCCCUCCUCUCCACUGCUCCUCCCUCAUCCCCGUGCUCUGUCUCUCCCUCCGCUUCCUCAUGUGGAUCGGACGCCUCAAAGACGCUUGGUGCUCCCUGCCGUGGAUGAUUUUCAUCUCCAUGGCGACGCACCACGUCCGGGAUGCCGUGCGCCACGGGCUGUGGAUGUGCCCCUUCGGCCACACGGCGCCGAUCCCCUACUGGCUGUACAUCAGCACCACGGCGACGCUCCCUCACCUGUGUUCAGUGCUCAUGUAUCUGACGGGAACCAGGGAUGUGAUCUCCACCAAACACGGGGUGGCCAUUGACGUUUAGAGGCCAGUGACUCACCAGUGUCGUCUGGUGCUGAUCCCAUGUGGCUAGAAAUCUGAGAAACAACUUUUACCUACUUGAAAUAACUGGAGGAUGUUCGUGACUGAAGUUUCGUGGAAAUUGUAUUUGAACGAUUUUGCUGGAAAGACAAAUCGAUCUUUUUCAGAUUUAUUUGUUGGAUGAAGAAACGGUUGCUAUGAGAUGAAGAAGAAAAAGAUUGAAACAGAUUAGCUUUUCAAAAUCAGGUGUCAAUCACAUUUUUCUUUUUUCUCUGCUGUUCUUCAAUAACUGUCUCUGACCUUUUAAAGCUUUGACACAUCGUUCAGCAGAGACUUGUCGGUGGCUGCUCAUCGUGACCGACACGAGGGACUCGAACUCACAAGUGUUCACAUCAUGUCUUGUGGCCCUGAACUCUUAAUCACCUCCACUACCGCGAGCCGCCCUCGUCCUUACUCGAGGAAAAGUCAACCAAAGGUCAACCACAGGCUGCUGGACACCGGCACGUGGUCAGCAGUGUCACGCUCACCACAUUUACUCCACUGUGCUUUUAAACUUCUUCGUCUGCCAUAGUAGUGAAAGUCAAUAUACUUUAAAAGUACAUUUAUAAACCGCCACAAAACAACAACAAUCAUCUGCGACUUUCACUUAAUCUCCGAUCAAGCUUUAACAGGAACCGGUUUCUGCACCUCUGAGUUGCAGCACCGGUUUUCAGUGCCAAACUUUUGAGAUGGACGAUGAUUGUGGAGUUUCUUGACCUGGUGGUUACUCCUUGUUUGUUUAUGACGUUUACAGCAUCUUGACCUAGAAUUGACUUUGUUUGAUUUAGCUGGAAACACGUCCUCAUUUCAAGGGAGAGGAGGGAGAAUUAAUCCACUUUUAAAAGAUCCUCUGUUGAAGAUGCUGUACAUUUCUUUCUUAGGCUUUUUUCUAGAUUCUUACGUUGUAAACAGGAAGCUCCAUCAUCGUUGUGUGUGUAUAUACGGAUUUGGCUCAGUUGCUGCAACAAAAGCUCUUAAGAUAAUUCAAAGUUCAACUCGGCAGGUUCUUGUGUAAUUAUUAUAAACAUUCAAGGGAGUAACUUUUACAAUAGUGUGUUCAUUGAAAGUAAUAUCUACAUAUUACAUGUUAACUUGCUGUAUGUGACCUGUUGCUAUUUUCUUCUUAUGCUACUGUACUUAAAUGAUAAUGUACAGUAGUCGGAAUUCUUAAUUGGCUUUUCAGUGAUGUCAUUCAUAAAUAUUAUAAAUCACUAAGACACAGCUGAAAUCAUUACACACUCUUCUAGAUGUAGACUGAUCACACACACACACAGUAUUGUUAAUACUGCUUUUUAAUUAGUACACAAUAAUAUGUAAUCCAGUGUAUUUAAUGGGUUUUAGAGGCUUGUACUAUUUGAAUGUACAUGAUUGAAUUAUAAAAUGGCCAAUCUUUUUUCAACUGAGACAGAUUUUAGUUUUAUGUUGAAAACUUCUCAAAUCUGAGACGAAAACAAUUUUUCAAUUUCCAUCAGAUUUUUUUCUCGUGAAGCUGUUGUAGUGGUGCUUUUUGUUCGCUAGGUGGCGGCAGUGAGCUGUAGUGAUUCUCGAUUACUUUCACUUUUGAUAACUAAAUAUAUUUUCUCUCUGUGGAGUCUUUGCUCAAAGAGUCGUGAAAUGGUACAUGAGAUUAAUUUAAUUAUAUAUUUUGUUGUUUGGGUGUUUUUAGGUUUUUCUUUUCUUAUUGUUUCGCACUUUAAUCUUUAUUUAAAUUAUGUUCCGACUAAUUUGAAUCAUCGUGUUACAGUGGAAUUAUGCAAACACAGUUCAAAGCAGAAGUUAGUGACAUGGAAACUAUUUAUUUAAUCUACUUUCACCAUCUGUAGCUCUGACUUGUACCGAACAGAAGGUACACGGAGGCUGUGGUCUCAUCCUCACCUGUGUCAUUUACUGUCAAACACAAUCUCAUUCGCUGCUGCUUAUUUUUUUACCAUGUGACCUUCAUUGAUGCAAUAUUAUGUUGGAUUUUGCACAUUUUAUGUUAUUUAUUGUUGUUGGGUUUUUUCCAGUUUUGUUUUUUCAUCUGGAGAAAAUGUGAAUAGCUUGAAGAUUUCACGCUGUGUUCUUUUUAUCUCAAUAAAAUCUAUCAUGUA